Messenger RNA from Tigriopus californicus, 799 nucleotides. RefSeq lists its product as uncharacterized. The record is from RefSeq and is a predicted model, not a curated record. The coding region runs from base 176 to 691 and encodes 171 amino acids. Lineage: Eukaryota; Metazoa; Arthropoda; Copepoda; Harpacticoida; Harpacticidae. The transcript has 4 exons.
UUCAACUUGAGACCUCAACGUGUUCGAACAUCGUUUCUCGUUUGUGUUUUCCCUCGCAUUGUUGAAUACACCUGAUUUGGUUUCUUGGUCCAAUAUCCUCGCCUGCAAACGUUUGUCAAUCAAUCUGUCAUCCUAUCGCUGGGUGUGAAUCUUCACACAGACCUUUAGGGCAAAUAUGGAGAGUCAAAUGCAAUUUCUAGUCUGCAUCGUCAUCGCCCUUGCGGGACGUUCGGACUCCUACAAUUGGGUGGAUGCCCCCAAAGGGGUGGUGCCGCUUGGCACGUACGAAUUUGAGCUGUACCACGAAGUUCAUCACUUCUGCGAGGCCCGAGAUGAUGAGGGACGACUCCACACCGGAACAUUCACCGACAAGGAAAAGAUCUGCAUGUACGUGAACGUGAAAGAGAAAACUGUGGAGAGCUCUGCAAAGUUCCAGGUCCUCACGUUGAAUCCUAAUGAGAAGGCUGUGUGGAAGCAUACGGAAAAAGAAAUUCCUGAGAAUGCUGUGCCUUGCGAUGAUAAAGAAUCGGAAGAAUGUUACUUGGGCAUGGCUUUCUAUAGCGACGGACUCUGUCAUGAGGCACCUGGAAAAGUGUUCUUGAAAAAGCAUCGAAUCUUUACUCAUAUUGGCCCCAAGCUGGCUAUUUGUCCGUACUUCAACUAUCUUACCAUUCAAGACAUGUCCAAAUAAAAGAGUGAACGGAUGCAGGUUUUAAUAACCAUAAAAUAUCCCUGUCAUAUUAUGUCACAUGUAUCUAAUAAAUGAAAAUCAUUUGUUGAUUUUGACCAAACUAAAGAA